AUGACUAGAAAGAAGGUUAAGCUAGUAUGGAUAGUUAAUGAUAGUGCAAGAAAAGCUAGCCUCAAAAAAAGAAGAAUUGGGCUAUUAAAGAAAGUGAGUGAACUCACCAUUUUAUGUGGUGUUAGUGCAUUUGCUAUCAUCUAUAGCCCAGGUGAAGCUGAGCCAAUGAUAUGGCCAUCAAGGUCAGUAAUGCAACAAAUGUUAAUAAGAUAUGAAAAUAUACCAGAAAUAGUUAAGUAUAAAAAGAUGAUGAAUCAAGAAAUUUAUUUAAAGGAGAGAUUAGGUAAGAAUCAUGAGCACUCAAAGAAGAGUAAAAAAAAGAAUAGAGACCUAGAAAUGUCUUAUCUUAUGGAUAGGCUCCACAGCCAAAGAAAUGGUAUUGAUGAUUUUGCAGCAAUUGAAAUGCAAAUACUUAUAUGGUUGCUGGAGGAGAGGAUGCGGAAUGUUCGAAAAAGAGUAGAUUUUUUUCAACAAGUUCCGCCUCUUCCUCCACUCGGGCGUCCACCUCCUCUUCCUUCGCGAGGCACUCGUAUUGACAUGGAGGUAAUGGCUGGUAGUGAUUAUGGUGGCGCAGAUCGCGUCAUUCAGAACGAUUAUAAUAAUCUCAAUGAUGCGAUGUUGUUGAACCAACGGUUUGUUGAUAUGAUCAACGCCGCUGAAUAUACUAAUGUUCCUAGUAGCGGCGGUGGUACUCAACAUGACAUAGGCAUGCUACCACCGUAUGCUUAUAACCAUCCGGCGGGUUUUUCAGGUGCUGAUCAUUUGAAGCCUUAUGGCUUAGGGUUUCCUCUCCCUACUAAUGCUAACUUCACUAUACCAAGCAGCAACGGCUACGGGGGAGGAAAUGCUUUUUUUGAUUUGGGGCAGUCGCUUGUUCUGCCUUCGGUGGGAGGAAACCCUUUCGAAUUUGGGCUUCCCCAUGAAAAUAUUGCAGGGGGCAGUACUACUACAGGAAAUGCAAUGGGACUAGAGCUGGCUCCUCCUACGAGCAAUGUUGGAGGUGACUUUGGCGGUAACAUGGAGCUGUCUGAAUUUCUUGGUGGUGGAAGUGAUACUGGGCUGCCAUAUGAUUUUUCAAGGGGUUGGCCGCAUUCUUUCUCUCCAUGA
Molecule: messenger RNA, 1107 nt
Organism: Mercurialis annua (annual mercury)
Lineage: Eukaryota; Viridiplantae; Streptophyta; Magnoliopsida; Malpighiales; Euphorbiaceae
Product: MADS-box transcription factor PHERES 1-like
Exons: 1
Coding region: 1-1107 (368 amino acids)
Biological process (GO): positive regulation of transcription by RNA polymerase II
Molecular function (GO): DNA-binding transcription factor activity, RNA polymerase II-specific; RNA polymerase II cis-regulatory region sequence-specific DNA binding; protein dimerization activity
Source: RefSeq, a predicted model, not a curated record